Telopea speciosissima is the source of this 2551-nucleotide messenger RNA. RefSeq names its product chloroplast envelope membrane protein. The record is from RefSeq and is a predicted model, not a curated record. NCBI's taxonomy places the organism in Eukaryota, Viridiplantae, Streptophyta, Magnoliopsida, Proteales, Proteaceae. The coding region runs from base 1733 to 2422 and encodes 229 amino acids. Gene Ontology annotation, cellular component: membrane. The transcript has a single exon.
GUGGAAACAUGAUAUAUGGGUAAAUAUAUUAUAACUACUUUUAAAUAGAUCAGCAGAUUCUGAAAUAGAAAGUCAAUGUGUCUAUAUGUAUGUAGAUAUCCAUAGUGGGCUCAUAUGAAGGGGAUGUUCUUAUUUUAUAUCUAAUCAAUUCGAUGAAUUACUUCUAAGGGUUCACAUCAUAAUAGUGCUAGUUGAUGAGAGUUACUUCGGGAACAAAAAUAAAAUAAAGUAAUUUUUUGUUAUUCUCUCAAUUCCAAUAAAAUGAAACUGGAUCUAGUAUGAACUGGCGAUCAGAACGUAUAUGGAUAGAACUUAUAGCGGGGUCUCGAAAAACAAGUAAUUUCUGCUGGGCCUUUAUCCUUUUUUUAGGUUCAUUAGGGUUCUUAUUGGUUGGAACUUCCAGUUAUCUUGGUAGGAAUCUGAUAUCCUUAUUUCCGUCUCAGCAAAUGAUUUUUUUUCCACAAGGGAUUGUGAUGUCUUUCUAUGGUAUCGCAGGUCUGUUCAUUAGCUCCUAUUUGUGGUGCACAAUUUCGUGGAAUGUAGGUAGUGGUUAUGAUCGAUUCGAUAGAAAAGAAGGAAUAGUGUGUAUUUUUCGUUGGGGUUUUCCUGGAAAAAAUCGUCGCAUCUUCCUUCGAUUCUUUAUGAAAGAUAUCCAGUCGAUCAGAAUCGAAGUUAAAGAGAGUCUUUAUCCUCGCCGUGUUCUUUAUAUGGAAAUCAGGGGCCAGGGAGCCGUUCCCUUGACUCGUACUGAUGAGAAUUUGACUCCACGAGAACUUGAACAAAAAGCUGCUGAAUUGGCCUAUUUCUUGCGCGUACCAAUUGAAGUAUUUUGAAAUAAUAAUGAAUGCUUUUUCAGCAUGAGGGAAAGAACUCAAGAAUCCUCUUUUUUUUUAUACCUUAACUGAAGUUUCUUCAGAACGCUCAUUUCAGCGCAAAGGCAGACGUAUAUGGAACACCCAUAAAACGAAGCAGUUUUUGUCCACCAAAACGAUUUUUUAUGCGUAUCGAAAUCACUUCAAUUCCUUCAUACUAGUAACAAGUCUAAUCUAAUAAAUAUGGAUUCAUCACAUAUAACAUAUAUCAGAAUAUUUCAGAAUACAGAAUUCCUCUUUUUAUUUUUAGGUUCAAUAUUUUGAAUAGAUACGUUAAAUGUUAAAUACAGAUGGAUCAUAUCUUGUAAAUUAUUUCUCUUUUGUCAAUCGAUCUUUCUUUUUAUCCCCCCUUUUUUGCUUUGCUCCUUCGAGUGAUGACCAAACGAUUGGAUCUCUUAUAACUAUAAGCAUCCAAUUUAUUUCUUUCUUUCCCUUGCCACCCAUGUGUGAUUUCAUCAUCACAUCAAUAUUUUUCAGAAAUUCCCUCACUUAUUCCUGUGCUAUGGGUAGCCAGUGAAACUUUUCGAAAUAUUUGAAUUAAGGGGAGUUCUUUCGUCUCGAAAUCUAAAUAAUAUUCAUUACUCUUUCGGGCAUUUCUCGAAAGGAUACAAUUACUUGGAAUUUGACCAAUUGAGAUAUCCGGAAACAAUAUUUUAUUAUUUCUUCAUUCGAGAAAGAGAUCUUUAUUCUAUUUCUAUAUUAUUUCUAGAUCCAAGGACUAACCAAUUAAUUAGAAAUAAAAAAAGAGGGAAUAGAUCCAUAGGUUCGAUACCUUGUUAUAGAACUUAUGCUUGAUAGAAAUAUCAGAUCGGAUAGAGUCGACAAAUGAGGUGGGUUCAUUAACGAUUCACAGAUUAAAAAUGCCAAAAAAGAAAGCAUUCACUCCCCUCCCAUAUCUUGCAUCUAUAGUCUUUUUACCCUGGUGGAUCUCUCUCUCAUUUAAUAAAAGUCUGGAAUCUUGGAUUACUAAUUGGUGGAAUACUAGGCAAUCCGAAACUUCUUUGAAUGAUAGUCAAGAAAAGAACGUUCUAGAAAAAUUUAUAGAAUUAGAAGAACUAUUCCUCUUGGACGAAAUGAUAAAGGAAUAUCCAGAGACCCAUAUACAAAAGCUUCGUAUAGGAAUUCACAAAGAAACGAUACAAUUGGUCAAGAUGCACAAUGAGGGUCAUAUCCAUACUAUUUUGCACUUCUCGACAAAUAUAAUCUCUUUAGCUAUUCUAAGUGGUUAUUCUAUUCUGGGUAAUGAAAAACUUGUCAUUCUGAAUUCUUGGCUUCAGGAAUUCCUAUAUAACUUAAGCGACACAAUAAAAGCUUUUUCUAUUCUUUUAUUAACAGAUUUAUGUAUCGGAUUCCACUCGCCCCAUGGUUGGGAACUAAUGAUUGGCUCUGUUUCCAAAGAUUUGGGAUUUGCUCAUAACGAUCAAAUUCUAUCUGGUCUUGUUUCCACUUUUCCAGUUAUUCUAGAUACAAUUUUCAAAUAUUGGAUCUUCCGUUAUUUAAAUCGUGUAUCUCCGUCACUUGUAGUGAUUUAUCAUUCAAUGAAUGACUGAAAAAAGGUCCACCGUCAUUAAUCUAAUCAUAAUCUUUGUUACUUUGUACAUAAAGAAAGCAUUAAAAAUCUUAUGCACUCUUUAUCUUUCUACCCGCACAGGGUAUUCUUCCUAUAUUCCAGGAAAACU